Messenger RNA from Suillus paluster, 1320 nucleotides. RefSeq lists its product as uncharacterized. Lineage: Eukaryota; Fungi; Basidiomycota; Agaricomycetes; Boletales; Suillaceae. The transcript is spliced from 10 exons. The annotation marks the transcript as partial. The record is from RefSeq and is a predicted model, not a curated record.
UGUCCUAAGGAGAAGAAACCAGGGAGAAAUCUGGUUAUCUGCAUUGACGGGACGUCAAACAAAUAUGGUGAUAAAAACACCAAUAUCGUCGAACUAUAUAGCAAGAUCGUCAAGGAUGACUCACAGUUGACCUAUUACAACAGUGGUGUAGGAACGUAUGCUAGGCCCGAAGGUCUCGCGCAUACACAACUGAUGGAUCAGAUCUCGAGUGUCUUUGAUCUGGCAUUUGCCCAUAAUAUCAGCCGAACCAUUAUGCAUGCCUACAGAUGGCUCUCAGACAAGUACCGUGAUGGCGAUAAGAUCUUCCUGUUUGGAUUUUCAAGAGGUGCAUACCAAGUUCGUGCUUUAGCAGGAAUGAUCCACGAAGUGGGGCUCAUAUUACCUGGAAACAAAGAACAGAUCCCCUAUGGCUUCCAGCUUUACUCCGCCAUUAACAGCGGGAAGCUCAAAGAUUGCGAUCUUGCGAAGGGAUUCAAAGCCACAUUCUCGAGAAAAAAUGUUGUAGUGCAUUUCAUUGGUGUAUGGCGAGUGGACACUGUUUCGUCUGUUGGUAUCAGGAAGGCCAAGAACUUACCGUCCACCGAUACAUGUGAUCACGUCUGCUACUUCCGCCAGGCACUGGCACUAGAUGAACGCAGGGUGAAAUUCCUACCUGAGUUUGUCUACGGUGGCAUGAGCGAACGAUCGAACUGGCUCGAGGACGGAUCGCCCCCACCUCUCGAGGGCAUAUCGUCCCCACCUUCCAAGGACGAAGAUCAUAUUCACAUUAAAGAGGUUUGGUUUGCGGGUAGUCAUUCCGAUACGGGCGAUCCGCUUAACUUCGGAGACAUGCCUCUACUAUGGAUGCGUGAAGAAGCUCUCGAGGCAGGGCUUUUGCUCCAUCCUCCAAAGGUAGCUUUCAGAUCUGUAGAUUUGAAGGAACCCAAGAUUACGGACUCUUUAACCCUCCCGUGGUGGCUGCUUGAGGUUUCGCCUAUCAGACGUCUUCGUUACAAUAACUCUAACCAGCAUACGACACGACCGCAUUUUGGAAGAGGUCGUGUCAUCUUACCCGGUCAAAAGGUCCAUGCAUCGGUCCUGUUUCAUACCAACUACCGGUCACAAGCAAUUUUCUGGAGAAAUCUCCAGCAAUGGCCUGAAGCGAUCUACUGGCAUAAUGCCUCGGAUAAGGAGCGGUUAUCACAACUUGGUCCUGCCUGGGAACUCCCUUUCAGACGUUCAACCAUUGAAGCUCUCGCCGGUUCAAUUCACAAGAAACACACACUUGAUUACGUUGAUCGAUUAGCCUUCAUGUGUUCAUCUGGUGAGAUUGCCAGAUGA